GUUUUUAAAGUACCCAAAACAAAACGUUGACUUUAAAAAGGCAGCUAAGGCUCCGCAAACUACAAAUCCCAUGAGUAACCUACGAGGCAAUAUAGUUCAUCGAUGGCUUUUCAUAUCAUCAGCGCGUAAACGUCAAUGAUACAGUAGUGCAAAUUGUCAAAGAUGAUUUAAUUACAACCGUCAGAACGUUCCAUAUUUUCAACGCGCAGUCCUGUCCUUCUGGAUUGUGUAGCUCCGAAGGCAAAUGGGAGUUUCCAGGAAGUAGCCAUAUUGGAAGCGCAAUCAAGCUUGUUCCACUGUGUCAGCUAGCUUACAGAGAGAGUGAGACGAGGGCAGUUUCCUUUCGCCUAGCUCGGCAUUAAAACACAUACAUUUCGCACCAUGGCUGCUACGGACGUAGACAUAUUUUCUAAUGAAGAAAAGCGUAAUCUCAGUUUGGGUGGCCAUGUUGGUUUUGACAGCCUUCCCGAUCAGUUGGUCAGUAAAUCAGUGACACAGGGUUUCUGCUUCAAUAUCCUCUGUGUAGGGGAAACGGGUAUUGGCAAGUCGACGUUAAUGAAUACGCUUUUUAACACAAUGUUUGAGAAUGAGGAGGCCAGCCACUACCAGAAUGGCGUGUGUAUGCGGCCCAGAACAUAUGACCUUCAGGAGAGCAACGUCCACCUCAAGCUGACUAUUGUGGACACUGUGGGGUUUGGGGACCAGAUCAACAAAGAGGAGAGUUAUAAACCGAUAGUGGACUAUAUCGACACACAGUUUGAAAACUACCUCCAGGAAGAGCUGAAAAUCAAGCGCUCCCUCUUCAACUACCACGACGGGAGGGUCCACAUCUGUCUGUACUUCAUUGCUCCCACGGGGCAUUCGCUGAAGUCUUUGGAUUUAGUUACCAUGAAGAAACUGGACAGCAAGGUGAAUAUAAUCCCCAUCAUCGCUAAAGCCGAUACAAUCUCCAAGAGCGAGCUCCAUAAAUUCAAGAUUAAAAUCAUGAGUGAGCUGGUGAGCAACGGAGUGCAGAUCUAUCAGUUCCCCACAGAUGACCACGCAGUCACAGAGAUCAACUCCUCCAUGAAUGCUCACCUCCCCUUCGCUGUGGUGGGGAGCGUCGAGGAGGUUAAAGUGGGAAACAAAACGGUGAGGGCCAGGCAGUACCCCUGGGGAGUAGUACAAGUGGAGAACGAGAGCCACUGUGACUUUGUGAAGCUGCGUGAGAUGCUGAUCAGGGUGAACAUGGAAGAUCUGAGAGAGCAGACUCACGCCAGACACUACGAGCUCUACCGCCGCUGCAAACUGGAGGAGAUGGGAUUCACAGAUACAGACCCCGACUGUCAGCCAUUCAGUCUCCAGGAGACCUAUGAGGCCAAGAGGAAAGAGUUCAUGGGAGACCUGCAGAAGAAAGAGGAGGAGAUGCGACAGAUGUUUGUCAACAAAGUGAAGGAGACUGAGGCAGAGCUGAAAGAGAAGGAGAGAGAGUUACACAACAAGUUUGAGCAGCUGAAGCACAUGCACCAGGAGGAGAAGAGGAAGGUGGAGGAGAAGAGGCGAGACCUGGAGGAUGAAAUGAACGCCUUCAACCGCAGGAAGGUGGCAGCUGAGACAUUGUCCUUAGCCCAGCCACUUAAGAAGGACAAGGACAAAAAAAAAUCGGUGAAGACGGAGAACCAGUCUGGGGUGAGUCUCUCCAAAUCCAAGGUAAUGAUGGCCAAGGCCAGUGUGGAGCCUUUGAAAUGCGACAGCUGGUGGCAGGCCAUACAGUGCUGCACCUGCCUGGUCCACAAUGCCACCUGGAAGCAAGGCCUCUUCUGAGUCUCAGCACCCAUGGUGGGAAGGUGGGGAUGACUAGAGAUCAACAGGGCAUGGAACUGCAAUCAUACAGAAAAAUGGAGACCAAAAUUAUUACAUAUCCACCCACCGUUUAAUUCAUUCAAUCAUCACCAAUUCAUAUCGAUCAUGGACAAUUUUCCACUUCUUCCCUUUACCAGCCAUUCCCAUAUUACAUUGCAAUCUUAGUAACCCCCCCCCCCCCAAUGUGUUACGGUGGAAAGUAUGUGCCAACAUCCCUAUAGAUAGUACCCAUUGUGGUUUGAAAGACAAUGGAGACAUGACUACACCAAAUCAAAUUUUAUUGGUUGCAUACACUUUAUUUAAGUUCAAUUUAAGGUACAUUUUCAGGGGAAUGUAAUUGUGAAAUACUUAUUGUUGGAAAGUAUUUAUUUGAAAAGUAUUAAGAGGACAUUUAUUUGUAUUUUACUAGAUUUUUUUUUAUGUAUCAUGUUUCUUUUUUAAAUUCUACAAUACUUUUUGUAUUUUGUAAUAAUAUGACCUAUUGUGAGCUAGGACAAUAUGGGAUAGUUCUUAUGGAUUACACUAUAAUCUACACACAACUAACUGGUGUUCAUCAACCUCUGAAAUAUUUUAGUAUUCAGCGCAAUGUUAUGUUGUUAUAAUUUGAGUACAUUUUUCCUUUGGCCCUGGUUUGAAACAACACUAAACACUAAUUCACACAGACAGAAUUAUUCUCCAGAGUGUUUUUGCCAAUGGUUGUGGUUUGUGAAGAUAACAUUGCAGAGACGUCUUACAUUAAAACAAAGAAAGAUUUAA
This is a messenger RNA of Salvelinus sp. IW2-2015, 2598 nucleotides long. It is a transcript of the gene septin8a, whose product is annotated as septin 8a. Gene Ontology annotation, molecular function: GTP binding; GTPase activity; molecular adaptor activity. Lineage: Eukaryota; Metazoa; Chordata; Actinopteri; Salmoniformes; Salmonidae. The record is from RefSeq and is a predicted model, not a curated record. Gene Ontology annotation, biological process: cytoskeleton-dependent cytokinesis; intracellular protein localization. Gene Ontology annotation, cellular component: cell division site; septin ring; microtubule cytoskeleton.